Messenger RNA from Ipomoea triloba (trilobed morning glory), 1417 nucleotides. RefSeq names its product myosin-9. The coding region runs from base 141 to 1169 and encodes 342 amino acids. The record is from RefSeq and is a predicted model, not a curated record. The transcript has 5 exons. Lineage: Eukaryota; Viridiplantae; Streptophyta; Magnoliopsida; Solanales; Convolvulaceae.
CGGCUCAGAAGUCGCGACUUAAAGCCGAACCCCAGGCUCCAGCAGCGUACCGUUGAGCAUUACUUUUGAAUUAAACGGUCUGAUUUCCCAAACCUCCAGAUUUUCUCUGUUUGCGUCUAUAUUUUCACUGAAUAGCAUCGAUGGCGAAACGAAAUUCCUCUGAGAACGCUUCUUCGGAUCGCGAAAAAUGGAAGAAAGUGUUCAACGCCAUGGCCCUCAUGCUGCGGACGCAGCAGGUGCAGCUUGAUUCCCUCGCCAAAGACCGGAAACUUCUUGAAGAUAGAAUCAAAUUACAACACGAACGAUGGGUUUCCGAUGUUAACCUUUUCCAAGAACAAAUUUGUCAGCUGAAGAGGGAAUUUACUGCGCAAGAGAUGGAGCACAUGGUUGAGGCCGCGAAAUUGGAUCUGGUUUUAGGUUUGAAAGAGCGAGAGGCUUAUAUGCAUAAGGAUAAAUCUGAAAAAGCAAAUGGUGAGUUGGAGGAUUUUAUAGAAUGUUUUGGCUUUCUCUCGCGCGAAUGCUCCGAGGCAGAAGGUAUAUCAAGCUGUGCUGAUAACAAGCUUGAGGAGAAGAAGAAGAAGUUGUCAUUGGAGAGUGAACUGAGGAGGCUGAAAGUUGAAAAUCAACAGCUUUGUUCCAAGAAAAGCAGUGAGAUUUCAGCUCUUGUGGCAGAAAAGAGUUUCAUCUGGAACCAAUACGACAAAUUGGAGAACGACAUGACUGAACAGUUGAAACGAAAACGAGCUGAGCUCGAGAAAGCAAAUGACAAGAUCGAGGCACUUCUGAGGAACGUUGAGGAGCUGCAAACUUCCAACACCGGAAAGGAUAAUGAAAUCAAACUGUUAAAGAAACGCAUUGUCAAACUGGAAGCUUCAUCAGUCAAACAAAAUGACGAAAUCUCCAGUCUUUCCUGGGAGCUAGAGGCGUUAAAGAAGUGCAAAAGUGAUCCCGCAACGCCUACACUAUGUCGCUGCAGAACAAGAUCAGCUUCGUUGCCACGAGACAAAACCAAGGGCAUGAAUGGGAAGUCUGUGACAGCUGAAAAGGGAUGUGGGAACUCGAAGAGGAAACAAUUGGCUGUUAUCACCAUCUCAGAUACACCAAAACUGUUCACAUCUUCAUUUAAAAUACCUAAAUUGAAGACCCCAUCCUCCCCUCAGGUUGUAUAAACAUCCCUAGAAAUGGACUUCUUUCAGGGAUUUGUGCAUUUGUUUUCUCUCUUGCUUCUUUAGUCUAACAUCCAAAAUGUAUCAUUAUCAUGAUUCUUUUGUCUUAGUCAUUUAAGCAACUCUAACUUGAGUUAAGGGCGUGUUUGUGGAUAGCAUAAUAUGUACUGAGAGACAGUGGCGGAACAAGCAUUCAAUUUGACUGGUUGAUGUUAAUGUACUAAUUUAAUGAUAUUCUCUUUGAUUUUAAA